Messenger RNA from Saccharomycodes ludwigii, 1182 nucleotides. It is a transcript of the gene PAF1, whose product is annotated as Paf1p. Gene Ontology annotation, cellular component: Cdc73/Paf1 complex. Gene Ontology annotation, biological process: transcription elongation by RNA polymerase II. Gene Ontology annotation, molecular function: RNA polymerase II complex binding; chromatin binding. Lineage: Eukaryota; Fungi; Ascomycota; Saccharomycetes; Saccharomycodales; Saccharomycodaceae. The coding region runs from base 1 to 1182 and encodes 393 amino acids. The transcript has a single exon. The record is from RefSeq and is a predicted model, not a curated record.
AUGAAAGAAAAGAACAACUUUAUAGCUAGAAUAAAAUAUUUGAAUGAUUUACCACCGCCCCAAAUUCCACCAAAACUGUUAAAAUAUGACCAAAAACCAGAUGAAUUAGCACAAUCUUCCAAAUUAAUAACAUCUUUAUACACUAAAACCAACGUUAAUCCAUUGGUGAGAAUCAAUGAUGACUUGGGUAUGGAAUUGGAUUUGAUGAAAAUACCAGGUGUUUUGGACCAAAUGGAUGACAAAUAUUUGUAUGGGUUCGAUAACAUCAAAUUAGAACCUAAAGAUAGAGUUCUACUAAGGGAUCCCAGGGUAGAUAGAUUAACGAAAACCGAUAUAUCUAAAGUCUCCUUUCUAAGAAGAACAGAAUACAUGUCUAGCGCAACAUCUUCUAUAUCUUCUGCAGGAAAUGGUAUUGUUAGUAAUGGCAAUAGUAACGUCUUUUUAAAAAGGAAAAGAAUAUCACAAAAAGAAGAAGAGGAAGAAGUUGCGAAUGAUGCAGCUCGCUUGGAUAGUAAAAAGUUAGUACGUAGAAUUGAAUCUACAUUUGAUGAUUUGGGUACUAGCGGUAAUAACAAAAAUCGCAUUGAGCUUUUUAAACAUCCUACAAAAAAAAAUUUAAAAGCUGUUAAAACAUGGAGUUUAUUGCCAGAUACCGUUGCUAUGGAUCAAAAAUUUUUUUUAGUUAAAUUAGCGGGUAGUGCAGUUUUAGAUAAAAAAGAAAGAGAUUCAUUGUGUUUAGAAACUGCCAUUUUCCGGCCUGUAGAGUUGGAAGAGGAUGACUGGAUUUCCUUUUAUAGUACAGACAAGAAUAGUAGUAAAGAAUUAGCUAAAGGAUUAGAGCAACAACUAGAUGAAAUUACUGAACAAAACAGUGAUCCUACUAACAAUAGUUUCAAAUUUAAAAGGAUAAGAGAUUACAAUAUGAAUAAUAUUCAAUUGGCAUCAUCAUUAAAUGAAUUGUCUUUAACUUUUAAUGACGAGAGAGGCGUUGCUUAUUACAAACCGUUACAAAGCAAGAUUGAAUUGAAAAGAAGAAGGGUUAAUGAUUUCAUUAAGCCUUUAGUUAAAGAGCACGACAUUGAUCAAUUAAAUGUGACUUUGAAAAACCCAACUGCUGAAGAACAGCAAACCAAGGAUAAGAUAAGAUCCGAUUACGAUCCAAUAGAUUUUCCAGAAGUUUGA